CCUUAACCUUGAUCACCUUGGAGAUAAAAUAAUUCAUGGCAACAUAUUGGUUCUAUUAUGUUACCAUGGUAAUUUAUCCACAUGAUAGGUUAUCCAACAGCGGCUCAUGGGCCAUUAAAACAAUCAAUCAUCUUGAUUACAUCUAUUACUGAUAUUCGCCACAUAGCAAAGGAAAGGAGGGAGAGAGGUGCCCAAAGUGGGCGCGCUAUCAGAAACGCGAUCAUCCAAUCAGCGAUGAUCUUUUGAUCGAUGCAGAGGACAGCCAAUGGCGGACAUUUCGCGGCCCUUUAUUUUGUUGGGUGGGUGCGGUGCGGUGCCUGUUGGCUCAUAGCUCGCUGGGACGCCGGGGAAAAUAAAAAGGCAAAGUGUCGAGGCCACGCGCACAUUUUUCUUUUUUCUUCCCAUCAUUCAUAACUUUUCUCUCUCUCUUUGAAAUAACACGCCAUGGCUUCUGUCCUCGAACAAAUCAAGCAAUACACCACCAUCGUCGCCGACUCUGGUGACUUUGAGACCAUCGCCCAGUACAAGCCCCAGGAUGCUACCACCAACCCAUCCUUGAUUUUGGCUGCUUCCCAGAAGCCCCAGUAUGCUGCUCUUAUUGAGGAGGCCGUUGCUUUCGGCAAGGCCAAGGGCGGUAACGCCGAGGAGCAGCUCGAAUGGGCCGUUGACAAGCUUUUGGUUAACUUUGGUAAGGAAAUCUUGAAGAUUGUCCCUGGUCGCGUCUCGACCGAAGUCGAUGCUCGUCUCAGCUUUGACGCCGACGCCACUAUUGCCAAGGCUCUUCGUUUGAUCAAGUUGUACGAGGAAGACAGCGUCAGCAAGGACCGUAUCUUGAUCAAGAUUGCCUCGACCUGGGAAGGUAUCCAGGCCGCUUCGGUUUUGGAGAAGGAGCACGGCAUCCACUGCAACUUGACCUUGUUGUUCGGUUUCCCCCAGGCUGUUGCCUGUGCUGAAGCCGGCAUCACCUUGAUUUCGCCCUUCGUCGGCCGUAUCUUGGACUGGUACAAGAAGUCGACUGGCAAGACCUUCGAGAGCCACGAAGACCCCGGUGUCUUGUCGGUGACCAAGAUCUACAACUACUACAAGCAGCACGGCUACAACACCAUUGUCAUGGGCGCCUCGUUCCGUAACACUGGCGAAAUCGAAGAGUUGGCUGGCUGCGACUUCCUCACCAUCUCGCCUGCCUUGUUGGCUGAAAUGCAGAAGGAUACCAAGCAGUUGGCUCCCAAGCUGACUGUCGAGAAGGCCAAGGCUGAGCAGCUCCCCAAGGUCGAGUACUUCACCAACGAAAAGGCUUUCCGCUGGGACAUGAACGAGGAUGCCAUGGCCACCGAAAAGUUGUCCGAGGGUAUCCGCAACUUUGCCAAGGAUGGUCGCAAGCUCGAGGAUAUGUUGAAGGAGAAACUGUAAAUAACAAUCCCACAUCUCCAACCCACAUCUUCUUCCUCUUUAGCGAAUAUUUUACCCUUUUACAUGACCGUAUAUUUUCCCGUUCAUAACCAAAACACACAUUGACGAGCCCACAUAACAACCCCACCUUAUUCACUUGUUGGAAUACUCUUAAAUCGGCACCCUUCCGCUGAUUGUUUGAAAUUAUAAAUAAACAAAAAAACACGCGCCUUGUAUGAUUCAAAA
Messenger RNA from Zychaea mexicana, 1635 nucleotides. Its product is annotated as transaldolase. Gene Ontology annotation, molecular function: transaldolase activity. The coding region runs from base 445 to 1410 and encodes 321 amino acids. The record is from RefSeq and is a predicted model, not a curated record. Lineage: Eukaryota; Fungi; Mucoromycota; Mucoromycetes; Mucorales; Lichtheimiaceae. The transcript has 5 exons. Gene Ontology annotation, biological process: pentose-phosphate shunt; carbohydrate metabolic process; pentose-phosphate shunt, non-oxidative branch. Gene Ontology annotation, cellular component: intracellular anatomical structure; cytoplasm.